GUUGGGAAGGAGUGCACGAGGCACCGUAACAAGAUGUCAAAGAGAAAAGCAACAAAAGUUUUCAAAAAGAAAUUGGCAGGAUAUCAAGCCAAGCCAGACUCCCAGGGUAAACUGUUUUCAUCUGAGGAGCCUGAUGUCUCAAGUAUUUUGAAAAUUCCUAGAACCGGACAAACAGAGGAAACUGAUGACUUAUUUGAUCAUCCUUUACAUAGCACUGCUCUAUCUGUGUACGAGGAGGAAGAAGAGGCUAAUAAUGGGAACGAUCAAUAUUCAACACUGAAUGAGUCUGCCAGCAAUUUCUCUGAUCCAGAGUCCCCAAAGAAAAAUGCAAAGAAAAGAAAAACUCGCAUUCUGAAAACAGUGAUGAGAACUGAAGAUUCAGAAGAGGAAUCUUCAGUAAAGAACAUGAUACCCAAAAAAAAGACUCAAUCCCAUGUAAAUAAGAAUGUUUUACCAGAAGGGGAGACACAUUGUCCAGUUUCAAAAAAAGUUCCAAAGCAGCCAACCAAAGUUACCAGACAUGUUACCAAGGAAAAAGUUGUUUUGAAGGAGCUUGAAAAGAUAACAACAGAAUUCAAAAAAGAAGUGAAACAGGAGAAGUAUAAAAACGUAAUUGAUAAAUUUCAUACCAGGCUCAAAGAUGAACUCACCGACAUUUCUGCAGAUGCUGAGAAACUGAAAAAUAUAAAAUUGAAACAAACAAAGAUGGUCAGAAAGACAAAUAAGAAAAGAAAACGUUUAAUAGAAAUUAAAGGAGACUUAUUUAGAAAUGAACUAGAACUGAAGAAACUAAAGAAAGAAUACAGCAAACUGCAAGAAAAAAUGUCUUGUCUCAGGAAUGCAGUUCAAUUUAUUAAAGAUUUAAAGAGUCUUCAGCAAAUGAAGGAUGAAAAGGAAAACUCACAAGAAAAACUAGUAUAUGGCAUUUCCAGUCUUCCUGCACUUCUGAUGGAGUCACGAAGAAUUUUAGGAGCAGAAAGUCACUUACAAAAUAUCAACACAAAAUUACAGGAAAGUUUGUAAUUGCUAAAAACUAAGUAUUCAUACUAAAAAUUACAUUCUGUGUUAUCAGAUGUACAAUGUAUUAAAAUAUAAAGUAGAAGUUGAAGUAGGAAAACUAUAAAUAAUUGGAGUUUUUUUUUUUCAGUGAUCUAAACUCCAUAAAUUCCUUUUGGCAUGCUUACUGGUAUAUUUAGAUAUGAUUAACUCAAAAAUAAAAAUCUUUUGUUUGGCAAAGAAGAAAUAAUGAGGCAACAAAACAGAUCAUUGAAUCAUAAAUAUAGAAUUUAAAUAGAUUUACUUUGUGUGAGAACAAGUGAUCUUUAACCUAUUCUUUCAUAAAAGUAGACUUCCCAACAGAGAAAUAAUCUUGCUAUUAUUUAGUUGCAGUAAUGUUUCAUCUGGCAAGGCAUAUGUAGCUGCAUAUUGAGUAAAUAUAUGCUGCUUUCCAAGAAAGAAGAAGAUGGUUGUUGAAAAAUUAAAACUUAAGAGCGUAUGCUUCUAGUUGUCAGCUCUGAAUAUAUUAUAUUACUAUUUAUGUAUUUGCAUUACUAUUAACAUAUUUGGCAAUUCAAUAAAAUCUUUUUCUGAAAUCCUAAAA
Molecule: messenger RNA, 1600 nt
Organism: Crotalus tigris (Tiger rattlesnake)
Lineage: Eukaryota; Metazoa; Chordata; Lepidosauria; Squamata; Viperidae
Gene: CENPU
Product: centromere protein U
Exons: 12
Coding region: 34-1023 (329 amino acids)
Cellular component (GO): nucleus
Source: RefSeq, a predicted model, not a curated record